Molecule: messenger RNA, 1305 nt
Organism: Didymodactylos carnosus
Lineage: Eukaryota; Metazoa; Rotifera; Eurotatoria; Philodinida; Philodinidae
Source: the annotation of a GenBank genome assembly
AUGGGAAACGCCGAAAGUAGUCCGGUGCCAGAAGUACAGCUUCGCCGUCCUCAACAAGGUGAAGCAAGUGAAUUUUAUUGGGCCUGUAGAAAUGGAGAUGUGGAGCGUGUUAAACAACUUCUAUUGACAACUCCCUGGAGAGAUUUAAAUCGACUUGAACCAAAUGGUAGUACACCCCUUCACGCAGCUUCAUUCUACGGACACAGCCAAAUUGUCGGUCUUCUUCUACGCGAACAUGGCUGUCGAAGAGAGUGCCUAAAUCAUCACGGGCUCACUGCCUAUGAAGAAGCACAGAGUGAAGAAAUACGUCAACUAUUUCAUCGUCCGUCAGAAAAAAAUCGAUUUUGUGACGCGUGCGAUGAUGCAGGAAAUAUAUUCAAAGUGACAACGAGAGCGGAAAUGAAAGAAGAGGACGUUGCCACCGCCGACGAGGACUUUUCCGACGAUCAAUGGCUCGUGGGUUAUGAAACGUCAGAACAAAUUGAACAUGUUAAAGCAGACUGUUCUGCUGGAAAAGCUAUUGUUCAAUCGAAAUUACUUGUGUCGAUGUUUGGAAAAGAAGUAUUCCGCAGAGAAUUUACGGAUAAUCUCAAUAAACUUCUGACCGAACAUGUUCCUCAAACACAUCGAGAAUUUGAAAAGUGCAAGACACUAAUUGAAAAAGCUCUCGAUCAACAACAAGACCAGCCUGAAUAUUUACUUCGUCUGUACACACUUGAAACACCACUUUAUGGCAUAUUAGGCAAUGAUGCCCGUCCACUCUUUCACCCGCUCUUGUUUACAUUGAAUAAACUGAAACCACGUCAUUUCCAAGGUGUUUCGUAUCGCGGCGUAAAAAUGGCAGAAGAAGGUCUGCGCGCUUAUCGUUGGGCAAUAAAAAGUAAAGGCGUUAUCGAAACACGAACAUUUUGCUCAACAACUUUAGAUCGUUCUGUAGCUGAGGGAUUCGCUGGAAUUGGUCCAAUCACCAAUGAUCGGCGAAGUGUUCUCAUGGUUUUUAAUUUUCCCGAAAACUGUGACACGGCGAUUAAUUUAGGGAAAAUUUCACAAGACCUACCGUGUACUUCAGAGUAUGAAAAUGAAGCAGAAGUUUUGAUGCUUCCGACGACGCUGUUUGUCGUGAGACAGAUUGAGUCAGCUACAAACUACAUAACUAUUCACCUUGAAAAUAUUUCGUCUAAACCAAAAUCUCGAUUGUCGUAUUUAAAAGCGGCAUGUAAAAACAUGAAAAGAAACGCAUAUGUGAAAGUCGGCACAAAAACGUAUAUAUUAGGUGACAAACAUAGACCAAGUUUACUGCGUUAA